Molecule: messenger RNA, 2442 nt
Organism: Pedinophyceae sp. YPF-701
Lineage: Eukaryota; Viridiplantae; Chlorophyta; Pedinophyceae
Source: the annotation of a GenBank genome assembly
AUGUCGGGCUACCCGCCCCCGCAGGGCAACCCCUACCCCCCCGCGGGGUACCCUCCCCAGACCAACCAAGGCGCCUACCCGCCGAUGCACAACGUGCCGCUGGGCGCCGGGAACUCCCAGGGCUACCUCCAGGGCAGCCAGCCUGUGCAGGGGUACCCGGCGUACGGCAGCGCGGUGCCAGCCGUCGGCCAGCCCAGCGCCCCCCCCAUGAUGCAGGCGCCAGUGCAGCAGGCGACCAAGCCGGCGGGGCCCGGCGCGGAGGGCGUCGGCGGCCUCUCCUCGAUCGGCAUUCCCGAGCCCACCUGCCCGAUGAUCUACGUCGCCCAGGACGCCACUGGGCGCUCGUGGAAGCCGUGCCAGAUCACGACGUACAACCUGCACGCGGACUUCCACAUCGGCACGUGCUUCGCGGACGCCAUCGUGGACUACAUCGUUCCGAGCGACGCCAAGAAGGGGCCGGGGCUCUUCAUCCUGCCGAAGCACCGCGACGGCGUCAUCACGGGCGUCCGCCUCGAGAACGCCACGACCAACAACGUCUUCCUCACCGCGGUGCUCUCCAAGCAGGACGUCGAGCGCAACGCGCAGAAGUCAGCGAAGAAGAACAAGAAGCAGGACAAGGCCGACGCCGCGUACGAGGCCGUCGACGAGGCCUUCCGCGGGGACCCCGAGCUGUUCCGGAUGCAGGUCCCGGCCCUGCGCCCCAAGGACGUCCUCCGCCUGCACCUGUCUUUCUUCCAACCGGGGGAGUUCCGCAUGGGCUCGUACGAGGCGCGGCUGCCGACGCGCGUGCCGGCGGAGGCGCGGCUGGAGAAGGCGCAGCUGCAGCAGACGAUCACGGCGACGAUCAACAGCGGCGACCAGGCCGCGGUGAAGUGGCGCUGCCACACGCACAAGCUGCAGCCGGACGCGGGGUCGGAGAGCCUCGGCGGGCACGUGCGGCUGCGGCAGGUGCCCGGCGCGGACGGGCCGGGCGGGACCGAGAUGGUGCUGGCGUACAGCGUGUGGGCGCAGCAGAUACGCGCCACGCUCAACGUGCAGGACCCGACGGGCGACGAUCCGCGGGGGACGUUCUGCCUGGCGGUGGCGCCGCCGGAGGAGCAGUUCGCGCAGCCGUUCCCGCGGUCGAUCGUGUUCGCGGUGGACUGCUCGGGGAGCAUGUACGGCGAGCCCAUGAAGCUGGCGCGCGCGGGGGUGGUCGCGGCGCUGAGUCAGCUGUCGGACAGGGACUACUUCAACGUGAUCGCGUACGACCACCGCCAGAAGUGCUUCCAGCCGGGCGUGGUACAGGCCACGCAGAAAGCCGUGCGCGAGGCCACGCGGUGGUGCGAGCAGAACCUGGUCGAGCAGGGCAUGACGGACAUCCUGACUCCGCUCCGCCAGGCCGCCGACAUGCUCCGCAGCCCCGACGCCAGCUACGGCAUCCCCUACAUCUUCCUGCUCACCGACGGCGCGGUCCAGAACGAGCGCGACAUCUGCAAGUGGGCCCUCUCCCUCAAGUCCGACCCGGCCUACACGGGCCUCGCCAUCCCCCGCAUCCACACCAUGGGCAUCGGACCCUUCUGCAACCAUUACUUCCUGAAGAUCCUCGCCGAGGCCGGCCGCGGGUUCGCGGACGUCGCGCUGCGCGCGUACAGCAUCCAGCACCAGAUCGAGGGCCUCAUGAAGGCCUCGGCGCUGCCCGUGCUCGGCGACGUGGCGCUCAGCAUCGAGGGCCUGACCGACUGCGAGUUGUACCCCUUCCCCGUGCCCGACCUGUACGUCAACCGCCCGCUCGUGGUCUCCGGGAAGUUCGGCGGGCACUGGCCCGAGAAGAUCAAGCUCACGGGCGUGCUGCCGAACGGCACGAAGUUCGAGCUGGAGGUGCCGUCGUGGCGCACGGCGCACAUCCCGCUGGACAAGGUGUUCGCGAAGCAGCAGCUGGACCUGACCAUCGGACGCGCGUGGCUGCACGAGGACGAGCGGCUCCAGGCGCGCGCGAUCGAGAUGAGCGUCAAGAACAACAUCCCGUGCGUGCACACGGGGCUGGUGGGGUUCGAGAUUCCCAAGUCGAAGAUGAAGGAGUGGGAGAAGGCGAAGAGCUCGAAGAAGGGGCUCAGCGGCGGCGCGGUCGCCGGGAUCGCGAUCGGCGGCGCGGCGGCGGUGGGGCUGAUCGGCGUGGCGGUGCUGACGCUGGGCGACGUCGACAUGAGCGCGGCCGGGAUGGCGGUGGGCAACGUGAUGAUGAGCGUGGGCGGGGACGUGGUGGAGUGGGUGCCGGACGCGUUCUCGGGGCUCGCGGAGGGCGCGGCGGACCUGGCGGAGGCGGCCGGGGAGGGGAUCGGGACCGCGGCGGAGGCGGUGGGGGAGCUCGGGGGGGACAUGGUGGACUGCUGCGGGGACUGCUGCGGGGAGAUCUUCGAGUGCAUGGGCGAGCUGUGCGGGUCGAUAGGCGACAUGUGCUAG